AUGAAGGGCAUCAAGGGUCACCUCAACCGUCUCCGGUCCGCCUGUGUCGCCGACAUGGUCAUGGCUACCAUCAAGAAGGAGAAGUCCGAUCUGCGUAAGAAGAUCGUGCCCACCAUCAUCAUCUGCCAGCGCAAGCCGUGCCACCGAAAGGAUGGUGUCUCCAUGAAGAAUCUACACAAGAAGCACAUCCUCACCUACGAUGCUUGCCCUAGAUGCAACAACGCCGUCGAGGACCGUGAGCACCUGUUCUUUACAUGCCCGGCUGCUCGUCGAAUCUGGCGCGCUACCAGCAUAUGGCCGUGA
This is a messenger RNA of Aegilops tauschii subsp. strangulata, 303 nucleotides long. Lineage: Eukaryota; Viridiplantae; Streptophyta; Magnoliopsida; Poales; Poaceae. The record is from RefSeq and is a predicted model, not a curated record.